UGGCGCUUGUUGUUUGGUGGAACGCGCGCACACCUGCACCGCACGCACCUUCCUGCCUUCCCUCACCUCGCUUCGUGCUUGCAGUUGGAGCUGUUGCUGCUGCUGCUGCUGCUGCUGCUGCUGCUGCCUGUGUGUUUGCGCCAUGAGCUGGGUGUUUGCGUCGUUUGCGGAUCGGCUGCCGGUCCCCAUCUCCUGCGUCACCUCAACACGCGACUUUCGCUGGGUUUGCUGUGCGGACGAGAGCGGGCGGUUCACGUUGGUGGAUGCGGUCAAGUCGUUGAACGGCGAGGCCCUGCACAGCAGCGAUGAGCUUGCCAUGCCCUGUAAGCUGGCAUGGUACGUGGUGCACCGGUGGUCGGCUGCAAGCGACCCCACACGCAUCGCUAUGCACAAGGAGGGUGUCUUCCUCCUCGCAGGCACCAAGACCGGGGACAUCCAGCUCUGGGGCCUCCGCGUACACGACUUUACAAACGUCUACUCCGCCAAGCUGAACAAGGCUGCCAUCAGUGGUCUGGCACUGACAGACAAUGACACAGCUGCAGUCGCAGUGUCGCAGCAGGGCGGCCUCAGCCGCAUUGAUCUCAACACGGGCGCCCUGCUCCCCGUCAGGGCUGCACAACACAACGGCAUUGUGACAAACAUGGCCUACACAGACAACACAGCGCUCACGUGCAGUCUGGAUGGCACGUGCAAGCUGUGGGAUGUUCGAGCCACAGGAGCCGGCGACACAACCGACGCCAGCAUGACGGUGCACGACGAAGAGGCGCGGUGGAUAUUGGACACGGUCUGGCACCCGGACGGCCACCGCUUCUCCCACGUCGACCGAAACAGCAGGGUGACGGUGUGGGACCGGCGCAACGCGUCUGCCCCCGUGCACUCCCGACGAAUUGGACGACGAGCGGCACCUGCGUUCUGCGUUGCUGGGAACGAUACGCACAUGGCCGUCGGCACAGCCCUUGAGGGCGUGCAUGUGUUGGAUUGGGAGCUGAAGCCGGCGGCGAGGCUCGCGUGUGCGAGCGCCGUCGCGAGCGUGGCGCUGUCAAGAGAUUCGCGGUUCGCGUUCACGGGCUGCGGGACGGGCGGCUGGCCCAUGCUGCUGCCACACGGGCACGCCAUCGACACGCACCACGCCGUUGUUGCCGGGUUUGACAUGACGGCUGCGCUUGGGCUGAAGAAGGGCGGGCGCGAGCGAACGCUGAGCAUGGAGGAGGUUGCACGCGGACAGGCGAAGCACCGGGCAUACGAGCAACUCUACCUGUCCCCAACCUACACCAAGCGACAACAACAACAGCAGCAGGAACAGGGUGGCGACGGAUGGGGUGAUGAUGUGGUAGAGGCCAGGAGCGGUGCAGACGAGGAGGAAGAAGAGGAGGAGCAGGGCCAGGGAAAUGGGGAGGGCGGUGCUUGCAAGCAUUCCCUGCAAGCAACAGCAUCGACAACAACAAAAGGAAUGGACGGAGGGAAUGCCGUGGCGACGACAGCAACAGCACCAGCAGCAGCGACAAGCGAAGGCGGCAGUAGUGCAAGUGGUGGUGGAUAUGUUGUGCCGGACGAUGACGAUGCGCCGCUGGUUAAGCGACCAAAGCCCAUGGUGGCGUCUGCUUCCACACACGCGCACGGGCAUGGACAUGGACACGGAGGGGCAAGUGGACCGUUCUUCCACCAUGGGGAAGGACAGCCAGCGGUGUCGCUCGGCGGCGACACGGUCGCACCAGCAACAUCUGUCACACCAUCAACGACAACGACAACGGCGACAACAGUUUCCGAUUUGCAUAUGUUUGGAGGGUUUCACGAUGACACCACGCAAGAGAGCGACAUGCUUGGGUUUGGAGACGGGAGCAGGGGCAGCUCUGUGAUGGGACACGCCGUCCACACGCACGGCGAGCACGAUGUUGCGUCCAUGCAUGCGCACAUGAGCGAGCACAGUCACAACUCUGACAUUUUCGCCGGCCUGGACGACAAUUCCUCCAACUUGCACAGCAACCACGCCAUGGACACGGAUCACGGCGCCACAUUGCCACCCGCGCACACGCACAUGUUCACGCACGGCGACAACAACGGUGAUGAUCAUGGUGAUGGCAACAAUGGAGACGCGUCGUUUGGUGGAUCGCUGUUUGGGCACGCGACUGGUCGGCACGCCCUCGGUAGCGGUAGCAGUGGCAGUCGCUCGCCCGCUGUUCCAGACGCACUCGCACCAGACUUUGACAUGCUCGGGUGAUGUGGUCAAUUGUGUGUGUGUGUUGUGUUGUGUUGUGUUGUGUGUGCAAGUGUGUGUAUUCUUGCAUAUCUGUGUGUGCAUAUCUGUGUGAGUGUG
This is a messenger RNA of Salpingoeca rosetta, 2314 nucleotides long. RefSeq lists its product as uncharacterized. The record is from RefSeq and is a predicted model, not a curated record. The transcript is spliced from 10 exons. Gene Ontology annotation, molecular function: protein binding. Gene Ontology annotation, biological process: TOR signaling; regulation of actin cytoskeleton organization. Gene Ontology annotation, cellular component: TORC2 complex; TORC1 complex. The coding region runs from base 143 to 2218 and encodes 691 amino acids. NCBI's taxonomy places the organism in Eukaryota, Choanoflagellata, Craspedida, Salpingoecidae.